Messenger RNA from Nilaparvata lugens (brown planthopper), 2520 nucleotides. RefSeq lists its product as uncharacterized. The coding region runs from base 136 to 966 and encodes 276 amino acids. NCBI's taxonomy places the organism in Eukaryota, Metazoa, Arthropoda, Insecta, Hemiptera, Delphacidae. The record is from RefSeq and is a predicted model, not a curated record. The transcript has 3 exons.
ACUCUGGAUAUCACGUUUUCCUCUGUUUUCCGGUUGCUUCUCGACUCGCACUUGCAUGGCCAUGGCCACAUCCGCCACAUGGCCAUCUCGCAUCUUUAGAGGUUAACUAUCAACAUUUCAUCUAAAAGCAAAACCAUGAAUCAACCUCAAGAAAAAUUAGUUGAACAUCUAUUGAGAAAAUCAUUGCUAUUCAAAAAUAAAUGUUCAGCUUCUUAUAGGAUUAUACAAAGCAGAUUGACAAAUCAAAGCUUGGAGGUGGCAUCACAGAGUGAAUUGAGUAUAAAUUUUACCAAACAGAAGAAUCUACUGAAAGUAUGCCAAUGGUGUUCCUGUUAUUGGUCAGAAGGGAUGUACUCGUUCAAAAUAGAGCCUCAGAAACGCACAAGUAAAUUCAUGCGCUCUUUGUUGAACAGAGAUGUGGGAAUAUUGACUGAAAUGCAGGUGAAGCGGAGAAACAAAUGUACGAGUCGAUGCAAUAGAAUGGUUGUGACGUGUCAUGUAUGUAAAAAGGAAACUAAAGUACCUCUACAAAAGCCGGACCUCAUUACCAAUAAACUCCAGUCGAGUGAGCAGACCACCCUUCCAUUGAAAUCCAAGAAGAAAAAGAAAAAGAAGGACUCUUAUGCUGGCUUGAAGUCGGAAGCAGUUCUCAAGUGCAAAAUAACCGGUACAGAAAAUCAAUCAACAAUUCCUGGUCCAGAGCAUAAACAAUCGAACAAUGCUUCAAAUAUUGUUACAACUUCAACGAUAAAUAGUAAUCUAUCUACUACUUCUAAUAAUACAAAUUCUGUGUUUAGUAUUCAGAAUAGGCAUUUGAAGAAAAAGAAGAAAAAUAAAAUGAAUAUUGGAAAGUUGAAACAUACUCUUGCGAAAGAGAUGAAGAGUAAUGUGCCAACAAUUUCGUCAACAGAAACUAAGAAAAAGAGCAAUAACUCUCUACUCUCUGCGUUUCUCACAUCGUUAUAAUGUGAGGAAUUAGUGUAGUGCUACACAUAAUAGUAGAGUGGAAAAAUUGUGAAUGUUUUAAUAAUGCACUUGUCUUUUUAUUAAGUUUUAUCUCAAACGUUAUUACAGAUCAUGAUUUCAAAAGUCGAUAUUACUCUUCAUUAAUGUUUUACUGAACAAAUCAAAAUUAACUGGUUUAAAAAUAUAGGCAGUAUAUCUUUUUUGAGGUUGCAACUAGAUUAAUUGAAACAUUUUCCAAUUUAUUGAAACUAUAAUUGCAAUUUAGCAAUUAUUGCACAAUUUGAAUUAUUGAAUGGUCUUUCACAGAUUGAUUUAACAUUGAAUUUUUAUAGAAUGUAUAAACGUUCACUGAAUGAACUAUCAUAGUAAUGGCCGGUUGCAUAGUCGUCACAUAACUUUAUUGGCUCGUAUUUAACCUAUGUGCAUCCACAUAAACACAAUUUGCGUUUUACAGACGCCACACUGCUAUGUGGGAUGGUAAACUGAAUCAAGUACAGGUAUUAUCAGUCUAAUCGUCUUCUUCUUCUGACUUCUACGGUAUAGGCAUGAUUGCCUGUUACGGUCUUUAAAAUAGCCUUGGAAAUUAACAUUCAUCAAAAAUAUAAGUUAAAAUUUAACUUUAUGAUCGUGUCUAGUUUUAAGACACGGUAGUUUUAACACCUUUUCCUUGGUCUUCCAACGUCUCUCUUACCUGAUGGUUUAUAGUUGAGACCUUUCACAGGGAUUCUACCGGUUGGCAUUCCAUCUAUUUAGAAACUUUUUAAUUUCUUCAUUGGCUCAACCUCGAGCUCCUCUCGAAUGUCCUCAUUCCGGAGUAGAUCCAAUCUUGUGCAUCCCUUUACACUCCUUAGAAAGCGCAUCUCAGCCGCUUGGAUUCUGCUGAUUUCUUUUCUACCUAGUACCCAUGAUUCGCUUCCAUACGUCAACUCUGGGAUAGCCAUGGUCUUGUAGAAUUUCAGCUUUGUAACUCUCCUUACUUUAUUUUUCAAUGCCCUAUGAAUUGUUCCACAAAUAUAUUGGAUUUUUUUUAACUUAUUGAAAAUAUCUUCAUCUUUUUCGUAGGUGAGAGUAGAACCCCAAUAAGUAAAGGCUCAAACUUGCUCCAAGAUAGAAUCUCUUUUUCGUAGGUUAGAGUACAACCCCAAUAAGUAAAGGCUCAAACUUACUCCAAGAUAGAAUCUCCAUUCACAAUUUUUGUUCGGACUAGCCAUUUUCCUUUGAAAGCAAUUACUUUUAUCUUUGUAGCUGAAACUCGAAGGUCUUACUCCACACAGAUUUUUGUCAGUUGAUAAAUGGACAGUCUAAUCGUAUUACACUAAAUUAUCGCAAAUUUCAGAUGAAAAGUUCAGUUAGCGUUUCCUAAUUUGAACUUCAAACGACUUAAUAUCCCUGUGUGCUCAGCAGCAGAGGUUUGCUUACAAAGACAUCAAACAAAUCUGCUUUUAACCGAAAUUGAGAGUUUUACAGAAUAUCUAUUCAUUACAUCCUCCUUUUAAUCAAUGAUUAAAGAUAUCAAGACAUGAUUCCCACAGAAAAGCCUCCUAAUUAAUAAAA